Molecule: messenger RNA, 1940 nt
Organism: Setaria italica (foxtail millet)
Lineage: Eukaryota; Viridiplantae; Streptophyta; Magnoliopsida; Poales; Poaceae
Exons: 4
Coding region: 252-1781 (509 amino acids)
Source: RefSeq, a predicted model, not a curated record
GCAUCGUCCCAGUGACCAUCACGCUCGGUCGCUUCCAUUCCAUCCGCACCCUCCUGGAAAGCGUCUCCUAUUUCUACCGGCCGCCGCCGGCUCGGAAGAGGCCGAGGAAUCUGCGCGAGGGAGCCGAGCUGCUCUGCUCUUCCUCCCGGGUCCGCGUCGCUCGAGCUGCCCUGCUAGAUCCUCCUCCCCCUCGAUAGAUAGGCCACGCCCACGCUCGCGAGGAGGAGACACACAGAGAGAGGAGGGGGGGCAUGCCCAUGGAGAGCGGGAGGAGGCAGGGGGUGGUGGUGGCGAUCGAGUGCGUGGCGGGCGGGUCGCGGGCGGAGGAGUGGGGGCCCGGGAGCAGCGAGACGGUGCAGACGGGGGACGUCGUGGAGGAGCUCCUCAUCGGGGUCGGCGGCCGGGGCGGACCCGCCGCGCACGCCGCGCCCUUCAAGGGCGGCCGCGCCGCGCUGCAGAAGCUGCUCCACGCGGCCUUCAAGCGCGGGGACACCUCCGUCGAGGUGCGCGUGCGCCGCCACGCGCAGGGCGGGCAGCAGCAGCGGCUCGUCGCCGCCGGCGGGGAUGACAGCGGGGAGCUGGCGGCGCCGGGCGCGGCCGCCACCGCCGCCAGGAUGCAGGCCUGCAUCGUGCCGCAGGAGUCCGUUGGCGGCGGCGGCGGCGGCGGCGGCGGGGGGAUGAUCGGGCGCAGCCGCCAGUACGUGCUCCGCUCCAUCCGCGACCCCAACUACGCCGUCGGCCUCGUCGACAGCAUGGAGAGCGAGUGCAUCGCCAUCAGAGGGUCGAGGAGCUCGAGGGUGGUGUGCGCGCUGAGCAAGGCGCAGCUGCAGGACGGCUACGUGUCCUACCCGUGGGAGAAGAAGAUGCGGGAGGUGCUACCGAUCCCCAACUCCAGCAGCUUCCUCUCCUUGCUCAUCCUGCCCACGGCGCUCGACCGCGCCGGUUCCCGCUACAACUCCGUCGAGGACACCCUUGCCCGCGCCAACGCCUGGAUGCUCUCGUCCCAGGCGGCCGGCGUGCCCAUCGUGUUCUUGAACGUCCAAACUGAGGCCCUUCUCACCAAGAUCUCCGGCGAGACAGCCUCCGCGACGGUCAACUCGGGCUCACUGGCCGACCUCCCGAACCUCGCCAACGCCAGCCUCUACGGCUUCGAGGACUACCACGGCGUGGACAUUGGCGUCGUGAAGGCGGUUCGCGUCUGGUACACGGCCGCGGGCGGAGAAAUGCCGGUGGAGAUCACUCUCGAGGAGAGCGACACCAGGCUUGGCUUCGCCAUCAGCCGUACCGAAGAGGGAUUCAUCUACGUCUCAUCCGUCAUGGAGGACGACGGCGACCUCCAGUUGCCGUCGACGCGGUCGGGGCUCCGCGACCUCUACCGGGAGGCGAAGCGCGCGUCCAAGCUGCUGAUCAUCUCGAGGGUGUCGGGCCACAAGGUCCUGCCAUGGAUGGUGUCCACGUCCGGCGCCAUCCGGUGCUUCGACACCGUCUCCCUCAGCCAGAAGCUGUCCCUGCACCGCCACGCCCUGCGCCCGAUCUUUCUCCACGUGUUCAUGUGGGACGGCAACUCCGACGCGAAGGCUCGGCCGGGGCGGGAGCCCUGCCCGCUGCCGCUGCCAUUGCCGUCCCCGGCGUUCGACGAGUUGCCGCGGCAGAACUCGUUUGCGCACGUCGAGCAGCGGGUGCAGACGGAAGUGGACCCCGGGAUCAUGCACGAGAGGGACACCGCCGGAGACGUGUCCUUCAGGUUCCAUAAUUUCUCGCUGCCCAACAACUGGGUCUGAUGAAAGGGGUAUGGUAUCCGAAUUGGUCGCUGUACAUAUGUAGAUUUCUGUGAGUCAUUUGUGCUGAGAACGAGCAGCUUGCAGCGUAACUUAUUGCUUGAGGUGUAAUUUUGAUCGAAGGAAAGACUUUUCUCAUUCAGAACUACUUUAGACACUACA